UUACAGAUUUACACAACAAUAUCUUAAACUCAUAUACUGCGGAUGUAAUCUAUGCAUGCAGUGUGUAACAAAAAAGUUGUAAUUCGACCUCCAAAGAAAAAAGUUUGAUGAUAGAAGACCGAGUCCUAGUUGUUUAAUCCCGCUCUAUUCGGAUCGGUUAUUUUUUUUUCAAAUUAUGCGGAUAUUCUCUUUGAGAGCUUAUGGUUAUCUUGUCUUCGUGUGUAAAAUAUUAAUAAAACAAAUUUGUAAUAUCAAAUACCAAAAUCUACUUGACGUCCCCGUGUAAACCCUAUAAUAUAUAUAUCUUCACAUCACUCAAUUGUAUCAUUAAAGUUAUUUCGAACCUAUCCUCCUCCUCCGUUCUUGAUUUUCAUAAGAUCCGAUCUCUCUUACGGCUGAGAAAAUAUGGGGAUCAUAUCAUCUAGGCAUCUGAAAAUUGAACACAGAUCUCACGUUUCGUCAAGCACUUGGCGUCGAUACGACGAUUUCAUGAAAGGAGGUCCUUGUAAAGAAGAAUUCAGUCUUUUUCAAGAUUGCGUGCAUGAAGCUGAAAAGAAGAGGGAACUUACCGGUCCAUGUUACCCGAUUUUGGAGAAGUGUAUGGAGGCUCACUCUGAUUACUAUCAGCCCAUUCUUGAGUCAGAUAAAGCUGCUGAGAAAAUUCUGUACGAAGGCCUAAUGAAAGCUUUCCUGCCGUUAACGGUUCCCCUAAAUGAAAUGAACGAAGACGCAAAUAAGUUUAUAACAUUCAUGGAAGGAGGUGAUUGCAAAGAAUCAUUUACGGCUUUGAGGGUUAAUUGCGAUUUUACUGAGGAAGCUGGGAAUAACAACGAAGAUUUGUUCACUAAAUGUGCGGGACUCUUUGGGACACUGCUUAAGUGCGUGGCCGAUCACUCAGAUUACUAUCAUUCAAUUGUGUCUGUGACUAAAGCUACCGAAGAACAUUUGGAGAAGGACCUAGAAGCUUUAUUCUCGAAAGCAAGCUAAGAAAUAUGAUUUAGAGGAUUUUGGUUUUUUUUUAUAUAUAUAUUAUUAUUUUUUCUUUUACUUUUUAAGAAAACUGAAACUUUUCCACCUCAAUGAAUACUCUUUCCUUUUUUUCUUCUUAUGAUUCUAGAUGU
Molecule: messenger RNA, 1121 nt
Organism: Capsella rubella
Lineage: Eukaryota; Viridiplantae; Streptophyta; Magnoliopsida; Brassicales; Brassicaceae
Exons: 1
Coding region: 406-987 (193 amino acids)
Source: RefSeq, a predicted model, not a curated record